Molecule: messenger RNA, 228 nt
Organism: Penicillium subrubescens
Lineage: Eukaryota; Fungi; Ascomycota; Eurotiomycetes; Eurotiales; Aspergillaceae
Exons: 2
Coding region: 1-228 (75 amino acids)
Source: RefSeq, a predicted model, not a curated record
AUGGGUCUCAUUGAUAAGCUACAAGCCAAACUCGAGCUGUACCGCCUCGAACAGCGCUAUGCUCGUCGCAAGCACCGCAGCACAUUCUCCACGGGCGCUCAAUACGUCGAUGGCGAAUACGUCUUCAACACAGGCACAAACUCCCCCACCAGCACGGUCUCCAAGCACUCCACCGGUAGCUGGCGCCCAUCUGCACUGCGCGGGUCACAAGAGUCGCGCUGGAGGUGA